Messenger RNA from Lutra lutra (Eurasian river otter), 1191 nucleotides. Its product is annotated as formin-like protein 5. The record is from RefSeq and is a predicted model, not a curated record. NCBI's taxonomy places the organism in Eukaryota, Metazoa, Chordata, Mammalia, Carnivora, Mustelidae. The coding region runs from base 1 to 1158 and encodes 385 amino acids. The transcript has 2 exons.
AUGGGGAGGGCGAGCUGGAGCCCGGAGCCCCGAGUCCCGCGGGCCGGCAGGGCCCUCCCCGCACCCCGGCCUCGGCCUCACGCUGCGGGGGAGAGCGGCUCCAGGGGUGCUGGCGAGCGGGGAGGGGCCCGUCAGACUCGGGGCAGAGGCUCGGCGCCGCUUCCGGACGGGCGGCGCGGCGGGAUGGCAGCCGGGUCGCAGGCCUGUGCGGACGGCGGCCGCGGCCCGGCUCCGCGCCGGGCCUCCCGCGAGCAAGGAGUGGCGGAUCCCAGGCCUCGCCGCCUGGCCGGGCCCGGCCCUGCCUCCCGGAGCCCCUCCCUCCCCGCCUCCCCGCCGCGUCCCGCCCCUGCACGGCCCCGCGCAGCCUCGGGGUCCCUCGCGCCCUCCCCCGGCCCGCCGCCCGCCCCUCACCUGCCCGCCGCCCGCCGCUCCCGCCGCCGAGCUUCCGCCCCGCGCGCUCCGCCGGGUCCUGGCGCCGCCGCUCGGCCUCUUGGGGCGCUCGGCUCGCUGGCGGAGCUCUGCGCAGCCAGUGGCGGGCCCCCGCGCAGAACAGGCCGCCCGCGCCCCCCGCCGCACCCUUUGCGCGUGCUGCGGGGCGCCAGGCCGCCGGGAGCCCUCACUCUUCCCGACGCCCCGUCACCUCCCCGCCUUCCGCUCAGACCCGGCCGCGCGCUGCCCGCCCCCUUCGUCCGUCCGCCCCUCAGCGCCGCCCCCGCGCCUGACCCCGACCCGGGAGCGGUCCCGGCUCCGCCCUCCCUCUGCCUGCGUAAGCCCGGCGGUCCCGGCUCGGCCUCUGGGGCGCACAGACGGACAGAAGGCUCCCCUGAAUCCAGUGCCCAGCCAGGCUUCGGGCUGCAUCGGCUCGCGGUAGCGAGAACUCUGCCAAGUCGCUAUAGCCGGAAUCCCUCGGCCUCAACGUCAGAUCACCCUCCGUAUUCGACCGCGCGCCUCAUCCCCCACGAUCCCCCGCGGCUGGCCCUUCGCCCCGGCUGCCCUCAGCAAGAAUCCUGUUGGUCGGCCGAGCAAAGAAUUACCUACCCUCUUAGGGAUUUUCCAUCCGUCCCCCUCGGGGGGACCUUGGCUCGAAGUCCCCCCUCGGCCAUGCUGUGUUUGCAAGGGAUCCUGCUUCUGUACCGAGGUCUCUUUCCCCCUCUGUAGCAAAGUCCUAAAUAAAAUCUCUUCUUACUGCUA